Molecule: messenger RNA, 1217 nt
Organism: Linderina pennispora
Lineage: Eukaryota; Fungi; Kickxellomycota; Kickxellomycetes; Kickxellales; Kickxellaceae
Product: adaptin ear-binding coat-associated protein 1 NECAP-1
Exons: 1
Coding region: 499-1107 (202 amino acids)
Biological process (GO): endocytosis
Cellular component (GO): membrane; clathrin vesicle coat
Source: RefSeq, a predicted model, not a curated record
GCAGCCCGCCGCCAAGUAGCAUCGACACAAAGUUGAACAAGACCAUUACGAUGGCCAGUGUCUUCAAGAACUCGUACACUGUGUCCCAGAGCGACUCUUGCUGCUGCUGCCGUUGCUGCCUGCGUGGCUGCUGGCUGCCGGUUGCAGUGGCCGGUGCAGCCGACUCUGCGUCCUUGCUACCCUCCGAAGCAGCCUCUGCAGCAACCGUCCCUCUCUUCCGCAACUCUGAUUUCAGCGCCUUGUCAUCCACCAUUUUUUGCAAAAAAAAAAACUUAUAUAAUGUCUAAACAAGAGCUGAGCUGAAGAGGAUAGCUGAGGAGGUCGUGAAACGUUGUUGCCUAAAGCUUCCUGUGCUGCUGAGCAGCGCCAAAAGCGCUGGCUCUACGAUCGCCGGUAAACCUGCUAAACUGCUUUCCUCUCUUUGCAUUCCCUUUCUUUCUGAAUUUCAGCAAACUUGCCAUAAAGUAUAACUUCUUUUUUUUUUUUUUCCUAAGCAGAAUGAGCGAGUUUGAGUCUCUUCUGUUCCUCUCCAAGGAGGUGUUCGUGUAUCAGAUCCCGCCGCGGCAGGCCAACGCCGGAUACCGUGCGACAGAAUGGGACGUAGAUAAUCCGAUAUUCAAGGCCCGACUGCGCGUGCUGCUGGCCGGCGAGGAAAAGUGCGUGGUGCGGCUCGAGGACAAGAGCACAGGCGAGCUGUUUGCUGCCUGCCCCGUCGACCCCAAGGGUCUGGCCGUUGAGCAGGUGCUGGACUCGAGCCGGUACUUUGUGCUGCGUGUGCAGGACGAGGCCACCGGCAGCAAAAUGUACAUUGGGAUUGGAUUCCUCGACCGCUCUGAGGCAUUCGACUUCAACGUUGCUCUGGAGGACUUCCGCCGAUCGCUGGUCCCCGCUGAGACUGGCGGCUCUGGGAAUGCCAGCGGUGCCACUGCGCUGGCCGCUGAGCCGAAGCUGGACUUUUCGCUCAAGCCCGACCAGAAGAUCACUGUCAAGAUGGCUGGAUUCAAGAAGAAGAAACCUGCAGCGUCCGGACAGACUCCGGCGGCAGCGUCGUCGGACAACCCAUUCUUCAUUCCGCCGCCACCACCGCCGGCGGGUGGCCGUCGAUAGACAACCCCCUCCUCUGCCUCUUACGACGCCUAGCGGCCUGAUCUUGCAAAAAAAAAAAUACAAUACUUGCUAGCACCUCUAGGCUGACGUGCUGUGUAGGCGAAAGGUUC